GUGCCGAGCGGGAGGAUGGCGGCGGCGGAGGCCGGCUCGCUGGUGGCGGCCGUGCUGGCUCCCUCGGGCCGCCUGGACAAGCAGGACCUGGGCACCCGGCUCGGGCGCCUGUCCCGCCGGGUGCAGGAGCUGAAGGGUGAGGUGUGCGCCGUGAUCAACAGCAAGUACAGUGAGUUCCUGCCCAGCGUGCAGGCCGCCGAGGAGCUGCGGGCGCAGGUGCAGGAGCUGUGCGGCAGCAUCGACCUGCUCAAGGCGGGCAUCGAGAGCGAGGUUCAGCGAGAUCUGAAUGUCGCUGUUGCUGAGUUUACGGAACUGAAGCAGCAGCUGGAGCGAGACACGUUGGUUCUGAGCAUCCUGAAAAAGCUGCAGGAGUUUGAUAUUGCUAUGGAAAAGUACAAUACUGCCUUCCUGGAAAAGAAGUACGUUGCAGCAGCUCAGCACCUAGAAACGGCACGAAGCAGCCUCAGAUUGCUGGAAUCCCGCAAGGGCUUUGAGCUGAAGAUCCUGAAGGCACUAGGCACUGAGCUCACAGUGCAGACACAGAACAUGCUCUAUCAUCUGGGAGAAGAGUGGCAGAAGUUGGCUGUAUGGAAGCUUCCUCCUUCAAAAGAAGGCAGCAGCCUGGAGUCAGUGGUGCAUUCAGAAUUGCACUUACACACGGUGUCAUCAAAAGAGGAGGAGAUUGCUGGCACCUCUGUUGCUUCUGUGCUGCAGGCGUUUGCUGUCCUGGGAGAACUGCACACCAAGCUUAAAAUCUUUGGCCAGCUGUUGCUGAAACACAUCCUCAAGCCUCUGAUUUUAUACCCAUCUCUUCAGCCAUGCACAGAGGAACAGUCUGAUGUGUUCAUCCUGCGUUUUAAGUCUGAGGAACCUAGCUUGGAUCAUUCCUCUCCUAUGAAGGUUUUUGACAAGAUCAAGCUGAUUUUUGAAGUUCUCCACAAAUACCUGCUGAAUGUGCCUCUUGAGCAGCCUGUGGAAGAUAAAAAGGGUUGCGGAGUUACACUGGCAGAACUGCUAGGUGACAUGAUAUGGGAAGACCUGUCAGACUGCCUCAUUCAGAACUGUCUGGUGAAUUCAAUCCCAACCAAUAGCAGCAAACUAGAGCAGUAUAUAGAGGUGAUUAAAUCCACAGAGGAAUUUGAAAAAGCCUUGAAGAACAUGCAGUUUUUGAAAGAAGACACAACUGAUUUACUGAAAUACGCCCGUAAUGUCAACUCCCACUUUGCUAACAAGAAGUGCCAGGAUGUGAUUGUGGCAGCCAGGAAUCUGAUGACCUCAGAAAUACACAACACUGUAAAGAUCACACCUGAUUCCUGUGUAGCCCUACCAAAGCUUCCUAACCCCGGGGCCGGAGAUCACUCAAAAAUGCCAAAAGCUUCUGAACUUCUGCACAACAACAUGGUGAAUUUGGAGAAUAAGACUAAACUGAGCCAGCACACAUUUUCUCUGCCCACAUGCCGCAUCAGUUCCUCAGUGGAGAAGCUGAUGGAGUUGGCUUAUCAGACACUGUUGGAGGCUACAUCCAGCACAGAUCAGUGCUGCAUACAGCUUUUCUAUUCUGUACGGAAUAUAUUCCAGCUGUUCCAUGAUGUAGUGCCAACGUACCACAAGGAGAACCUUCAGAAAUUACCCCAGCUGGCAGCUAUUCACCACAACAACUGCAUGUAUAUUGCUCACCACCUGCUCACCCUGGGACACCAGUUCCGAUACCGCCUGACCAACAUCCUGUGUGACGGAGCAGCUACUUUUGUAGAUAUGGUGCCUGGUUUUAGGAGACUUGGGACGGAGUGUUUUCUGGCCCAGAUGCGAGUGCAGAAAGGAGAAAUCCUGGAGAGGCUGUCAAGUGCCAGGAAUUUUUCUAAUAUGGAUGAUGAGGAAAACUACCGUGCAGCUAACAAAGCAAUAAGGCAGGUAUUACAUCAGUUGAAAAGAUUAGGAAAAGUCUGGCAAGAUGUCCUUCCAGUGAAUGUGUACUGCAAGGCUAUGGGGACUCUGCUGAACACAGCUCUCACAGAGAUUGUCACUAGGAUCACUGCCCUAGAGGAUAUCUCUGCAGAAGAUGCAAAUAGGUUGUACUCCCUCUGUAGGAUCAUGGUGGAGGAAGGACCCCAGGUUUUCACCCCAUUACCUGAAGAUGACAAAAAUAAGAAGUACCAAGAGGAAGUUCCAGUCUAUGUGCAGAAGUGGAUGACAUUCAAAGAGCUGAUGAUCAUCUUGCAAGCCAACCUCCAAGAGAUCGUAGAUCAGUGGGCGGAUGGGAAGGGACCUCUUGCAGCUGAAUUCUCAGCUGCUGAAGUGAAGAGUCUGAUCCGAGCCUUGUUCCAGAACACAGAAAGGAGAGCAGCAGCACUGGCCAAAAUUAAGUAACUCUGCAUUUACUCCUACACAUUGCAGCUUCUGAUAAAGCAAGAGGAAACUGAGUCAAGUACAUUCUGGAUUGGACUAUUCUUAUUUGUAAUGUCAUCUCAAGCUUGCUUGCUUAAGGGCCUCAUAGAAGGAUUUUUGUUUCUCAGUAGUGAAUCUUAUCUAUGCAGUUUUACAUUGGGGCAGGAGCCCUUUUGUGUCUUACCUCUUCUGUCCCUGCAAGUUACAUAUGAAACCCACAGAAUGCUGAAGUGCCAAACUUUGCUCUUUCCCACCUCAGGUUUCUCUGAAGAGCAGGCCUCAAGAGUGAAAAAGUAGGGGGAGAGGAGAUCCUGUUCUGAGCGAACUGUUUAUCAAGCCACAGGGUUUUGCACAAGUGGCAGAAUUCCUCAUGGAAAAUAUCUUAAAGUUGACUGGGAAUUUUUCAAUCUCCCUUCACCAACUGCAGAAGCCAGUUCAGCUCCUUCCCUUACCUUUCUGUUGUGUAUGCACUAGGCAGGUCUGGUAGCUGUUGUGUUUCAGGUAGUACAUUUUCUGUCCUUUAAGAAAACUCUAGAUGAACAUGAAAAGGGAGUGAAGUGUGCACUCAUAGCAUCAUCUUUCAAGUUACCAAAGGCUACAUUUAAGACUGAGAAAGGUACAUUAGUUGAAAAACUUCACCAAGAGCAUUCAUUAAGACGUAGCCUGGAGGCCAAGAUGUGCCAGUUACUGCACACAACCAAAGCGUUUCCUACUGUGUACUGCUUACAACCACUUAUGAAAGUUUCAGUCACAGAGGUUAAUGUUUUAAUCUGUUCCCUACUGUGGUAUCCUUUUCAUUCGCACUCUUGUCUGACUUCGGUUCACAUUUGCAAGCAUUUGUGCAGGACCUGGAUCACAGCUGCCUUCCACCUUGCACUAAGCCAUUGCAGAAUGAAUGGCCAUUCUGCCUGCUGGGUCUGCCAAGCACAGCCAUGGCAAGGAGACCCUCCUGUUCCUGGCUUUAACUGGCACAGAGAGGGAGCAAAUGCAGUCAAGUGGGCAGAUGGACUGAAAGCAAGGAGGGGAAAUACUGAAGCAAAACCUGAUUGCUGCUUAGAACUCUAGCGUUUUCUUCUCCUCCAAGUCUCUAAAAGCUGAAAGUGUUCCCAGAGCACUUACAUCUCAUGGGAUCCCUGCCCCUGGACACACAGCAAUCUAAAACCCCCACAACUUUUGAAAGAACACUUCUCUCAUGUGGAUUGUUCACAGAAAUGUAAUUUGCUAUUUUCUUUAAUAAACUGUUUAUACUGAA
This is a messenger RNA of Melopsittacus undulatus (budgerigar), 3637 nucleotides long. RefSeq names its product zw10 kinetochore protein (gene ZW10). The transcript is spliced from 16 exons. The record is from RefSeq and is a predicted model, not a curated record. The coding region runs from base 16 to 2367 and encodes 783 amino acids. Gene Ontology annotation, cellular component: RZZ complex; nucleus; chromosome, centromeric region. Gene Ontology annotation, biological process: mitotic spindle assembly checkpoint signaling; mitotic cell cycle; endoplasmic reticulum to Golgi vesicle-mediated transport. Lineage: Eukaryota; Metazoa; Chordata; Aves; Psittaciformes; Psittaculidae.